CCACUCUACACCAUUCACUCUGUUUUCCUCUCGACAGCCACCGAUAUUUGCUUUCUGUACUGAGUCAGCUUGAACUUAUUGUUAUAGCUGUUCAUCUGGGCACUGUCUGUUAACCAUGCAGCGGGAGCACCUCCGUCGUGGAUUCACUAUUAGUCACCAAAAAGUCGUGCUCGAAAUUGACUUCUCGGGCAAGCUUUGGGGUUACACGGAGAUCAUCAUAGUUCCAAAUAGCAAGGACUUGAGGACGAUCAAUCUUCACUCGCGACAAUGUGCGAUCCACAACGUGACUGUUGCUUCCCACCGCGCCGACUUCAUCCAAUACGAUGCUCUCGCCAACCUGAAUAUCUCCAGCCCCCAAGACGUGCACACACAUCCAGAACUGAAGCGAAAACUCUACUCGGCACUUGCAGAAGACGAUGAGGGUGAACUCUCCAUAGCCAUUCCGAAGGACGUCUCCGUGAAGUCGUCUGGAGGUGGAAAUGGGUCAUUUUUUGCCAACGAAGCUUCGACCCCUGAGCCUCAAACGCCAGGUUUCUCAGGGCCACAAUCUUCCGUCGCAGCGGAAUUUUCUCCAAUAACCAUCAAUAUCGAGUACAGUAUUCGCGAUCCUGUCGAUGGACUGCAGUUUGUUCUGCCGACUGAUACUUAUCCCUACCGCGUACCACAUGUAUAUACGACUCCAUCUACACCCGACGCAGCGAGAUGUUGGGUCCCCUGCAUCGAUAAUAUCUGGGAGAAGUGUACCUGGGAUCUUGAGUUUGUCGUUCCACGCUACUUGGAGGACCAUAAUGGAGAUCCAGAAGCCAGUGGCGAGGAAGACGAACCAAAGAACGAACAUCCCACAGUGGUGGUUUGUAGUGGAGAGUUUGUAGAACAGGUGACGCACCCGUUCAACUCGAACAAAGCCAUCUUCAUCUUCUCCCAGGGGAUACAAACUUCGGCUCAGCAUAUCGGCUUCGUUGCAGGCCCUCUUCAUGUUCUCCCUAUUCCCACAGAACACACCACCGGUGACGAACCAGCGGGGUCUUCUCAGCCGCAAAUGCAUGCCUUCUGUCUACCAGGGCACGAAACACAACUCUCGAAUUCUGUCCCCUUCCUCCGCCAGGCCAUGACUUUCUUCGCCAGUGAGUUUGGAUCGUAUCCUUUUGGCUCAUACAAGCUUGUCUUCGUCGACGAGAUGCCUCGCGUCAAGUUCGACACAUCCACGCUUUCCAUCGCCAGUGCCGAUCUGUUACAUGGUGACGAUGCCAUCGACCAGGUUUACGAGACGCGGCAAACCCUCACCCACUCCCUCGCUUAUCAAUGGAUAGGGAUCAAUAUCCAACCCAAGGCAUGGGCCGACCUGUGGUUGACGAACGGUUUAGGGCUUUAUAUCAGCGGUUUAUUCCUUCGCAAGCUGUUCGGGACCAACGAGUACAGAUUCCGCAUGAAGAAGGACAUGUCUCGGGUAACCGAACUCGACAACGGAGGCAUGCCACCUAUCUGUCAGCCUCAGCAUCUCGAUCCUCCCGAAGCUGCAACUCUACCUUUCCUCAACCUCAAAUCGCCUCUCGUUUUGCAUAUCCUCGACCGUCGAUUGGGGAAAUCCGGAACCUCGCUCGGCCUCUCCCGUGUCCUUCCCAAACUCUUUCUUUCCGCAAUUUCUGGGGAGAUGCAAAACAACGCGCUCUCGACGCACACUUUCCUUAGGACAUGUAGGAAAGUCAGUGGAGUGGACCUCAGGUCGUUCGCGGAGCAGUGGAUCUAUGGCAGUGGGUGCCCCUCGUUCGGAUUUUCCGCGUCGUUCAACAGGAAGAAGAUGGCCGUAGAGAUCACGAUGAGGCAGGAUGCUCCGGCGUACAAGGAGCUUGAGAACAAUCCGGUUGUGAAGGCGUUGUUGAAACCUGUUCCGUUUUUCGAGGGCCAGAUGACAAUUCGUAUUCACGAAGCCGAUGGCACUCCCUACGAACACGUCCUCGAUAUUCGAGCCCCGUUCAAGCGCUACGAAGUUCCGUUUAACACGAAGUACAAACGUGUUCGGCGCAAUACAAAGCGUUACCUUGCCCGUCAGGCUGCAGCUCAGGCCGCAGCCGAAGGUGACGCCGAAGCGGCGGAGGCUAUGGGAAUGGUUGACAUGGGCUUCGGACUCGAUAUUUGGGAGAAUGAGAGGGAAAGAGAAAAUUGGAAGGUAGCGGACUGGUCGGAGGAUGACGAGCAGGUUAUGAGUGGUGCGACGUAUGAAUGGAUCAGGAUGGAUGCGGAUUUCGAAUGGAUCGCUGCGGUUGCAUUUGACCAGCCGGAUUAUAUGUGGGUAUCGCAGUUACAGAGGGAUAGGGAUGUGGUGGCGCAGCUGGAGGCCGUCAAUGCUCUAUCCAAGAUGCCUUCGGCAAUUGUUUCUAGUCAGCUCACCAAGACAGUGCUCGUUUCGAAUUACUUCUUUCGAGUCCGGUGUGAAGCUGCUCUGGCAUUGGUCACUUGUGCUAUUCGUCGCCUGGAUUUCCUUGGCCUAUUCCACCUAUUUAAGUUGUUCUUGCGGUACUGCUACGAUCCCGAGGAUCCACAACAGGAUCUCUUCACCCAUACAUAUGUACCACGGCCGAACGACUUCUCCGACUUUGCGGAUUACUUUGUCAGGAGGGCUUUGAUCAAGGCGAUUUCUCAAGUUCGCUUCGAGAACGGCAAAUGCCCUUCUGUCGUACGGAAAUUCCUCACCGAUCAACUGAAGUAUAACGACAACACUGCCAACCCCUAUACCGAUGCGUUCUACAUUUGCACCCUCAUCUCCUCACUCGCCUGUGCUUGCGUCUCUACUUCUCCCCCGGAACGUGGAGAACUAUUUCCGAUGGAGGCAAAGAACGAACAGUCUUCGGAAGACGCGAUGAUCCUGAAGGACGCCUUGGCUGAGGCGGAUCGUUAUCGGAAUAUGGACAGGCUGAUCGCUUCGCCACACAACGUAGUGACCAUUGCUGCUCUCGAGUUCCGCUUGAUUCUUAGCGUGGCGAACCUCAUUCCCAAUGAUCCUCGGGUGUUCUUCCCCCUAACCCGGGAGGGCAACUACGUUCAAGUCCGCAUCGCCGCUUUCGAUGCUCUCUUCCUCACCAGGUGGUACACUCCCAAGAUCGUCCGGUACAUCCUAGCGGUCAUCGCCAACGAUCCUUCCCGAAUUAUUCGACGCCACGUCGCUCGGAAUGCUUCCCAGUCCCUGGCCUUGUUGGUCACAAUGGGCGAGCUGAAGGACUCUAAGAAGGAGUCCGAGUCCUUGCUCAUCGAAGAAGAUGGCGCCACUCAGGAGAAAGUCAAGGAGAAUAAGAGGAGCGAAGUCGACCAGCUUGUGAAGGCCCUCCGGAAGGAUAAGGAGGUCGGGAAGAAUGAAGUGUUGCGCGAGUUCUUGCUCCCCAUCAUAUUAGCUCCGGACGCAGAUCACGAAGUUCGGUGGUCUAUUCUCAAGCUCCUCGACAUUCUCGUCAGGGGUUCAGAGGAGGUCCCACCGAAGAUUACGAUUCAUGUUCCCCCUUCGACCCCCAUCACCGAGACCCCACCGUCUUUGUCCUCUGUCAAGAUCCCAGCUUUCAAGCCUGGUCGUCCUCUCAAAUCUGCUGGUACACCUGUUAGGAGCCCGCUCGUGCCGCCAACCAACCCUCCCAAAGUCCGAUUGCUCCCUGGGACGGCCAGUACAGAUGCCAGCUCCCACAAAGUCCCGUCUACUCCGCAUGCAGAGACUUCGCUUUCCAUCAACACAAAGAAGAACGUUACCAUCCAGACGCCACAUAUCAAUGGUGGCCCUUCAGUAGCGCCCCCCAGACCGAAAGGCAGACCGCCAAAACCAAAGGAUGGGAAGGCUGUUCCAAAGGCACAGAGUGGUGGGAUGGACAUUAGGGAUGUGAAAGCUUGCGAGAUGGCGUUGAAGAAACUGAAAGGCAACAAGCAUGCGCGCUUCUAUCUCCAUCCUGUUGAUCCUGUCAGGGACAAGGCUAUCAAUUAUUUCGAGAUCAUCAAGAACCCCAUCGAUCUGGACACCAUGGGCAUCAAACUCUCGCAGGGGAUGUACAAAGACCGUUUUGCGUUCGAGGCGGACUUCCGGCUUAUGAUUCAAAACGCAAAGACGUACAACUCACCGGAAACUUAUGUCUACAACGAGGGAGUCGCGCUGGAGCAGUUCUUCGAUGCUCAGUGGGCGCGUAUCAAUCACACAAUAGAGAGCAAGAAACCGAACGAACCUCCCCCUCCACCCCCCAGACCCAUGCAGCCCCCUCCGGUGCCCUUGCACAAGGCAUCGACGGCGCACAUGUCUCAACCCAAGCGUACUCCCGUAACCCCUCAAUCUUCAACCUCUACAGUACCGGAGACUACCUCUCGUCCAUCUAUCAAGCUCAAGAUCGGAACCUCAUCUUCGUUGCGUCCGGAUCCUAUCCCCACCACAGCUUCGCAGCCAGUGAAACUCAAACCUCGCAAAUCGAAGGCGGCCGAAACCACCUCAGGGUCUCCUGUUGAUGAUGGGACCGAUGAUCUACUUGAGGAAGUCAUUGCGAUUGAACGAGAUGUCCAGAAGAAGAAACACCAGUAUGGGCCGAUCGAGAGACCUGAGCCGUCCAUCACCGGGCCACCUCCUGCAAAGAGGAAAAAGGUUAGCGCUUCCGCCGAUCUCGUCGAGGAAGAUGAGAUCUUGGCGCUUGCUUCUCCUCACAAACGACCUCGGUCACCCGAUGAGAAGAAAGAGGCUCCUGUUCUUGAAAAGCCUGCUCCUCCGAUCAAGCCCAGGAAACCCUUCGAACCUCCUACUAGUGCUCAUGCCUCACCAGUUCCUGCCAUGUCGCCUUCGAGAGCACCAAGUAAACCGACAGCGUCCGCCACCCCUCCACCAGCACCGCCUGCGGUCAAGGCACCGAAGAAGACAUCGACGCCGGUUGUGACUGUGACUCCCUUCGACAAGAAGAAGUGCCAGAUCGUGUUGAAAGCACUGGCACAAAUGCCGGAAUACGGAAUAUUCUCACGGCCUGUGGAUCCUGAGCUCGACGGUUGUCCUACAUACUUUGACGAAAUCAAGAACCCGAUGGACUUCGGAACCAUGGGUACGAAGGUUAAGGAAGGCAGAUAUACCACGAUGGAGGAGUUCGACAAGGAUGCCAAGCUCGUGUUCGGCAAUUGCAAGACAUUCAAUCCGCCUACCACCGCCCCGCAUUCUUGGGCCGAAGUAGUGGAGAAAGUGUAUCGGAGGGAAUGGGCGAAGGCUAUGGAGAAGAAGCUUGCUCCUUCAGACAAGCGAGCGUUGCUAUCGUUGGUCAACAACCUGGUCAAGGAUCCCAUAUCCUGGGUCUUCCGAGAACCAGUGGAUCCAAUCGCACUUGGCGUCCCGCAGUACUACGAUGUCAUACCCAAGCACACCGCCCGGGAUCUCAGAACGAUUCGACAGAAGCUCGAAGCGGACAAGUAUGAGUCCAUACAAGCCUGGGAGGAGGAUGUGGAUCUUAUGAUCCAAAACGCCAUUCGGUUCAACGGCGAAGACUCCGAGGUCGGAAUGAUGGCAAUCACUGUGCGGAACUGGGUUAAGGACAGGAUGGCUCCACUGAAGUCCAAGAAGAGGAAAGAGUCGGACAAGCCAAAUGGGUCUCAGCCGAGUGCGGCGAAGAAGGCCAGGGUGGGUUGAAGCCCAUUGAUUUUCUCGAAAUUUUCGCUGUCGUUGCUUUCGGUCAUGGAUACAAGGCUUGUACUACCUGUAACUAACCUAUGUCGCCGUUGUUGUCGUCAAUUGGAUGUACCAUAGUUUUUUAUUUGUACGGAUAAUUCG
Molecule: messenger RNA, 5764 nt
Organism: Stereum hirsutum FP-91666 SS1
Lineage: Eukaryota; Fungi; Basidiomycota; Agaricomycetes; Russulales; Stereaceae
Exons: 19
Coding region: 116-5623 (1835 amino acids)
Biological process (GO): transcription initiation at RNA polymerase II promoter
Cellular component (GO): transcription factor TFIID complex
Molecular function (GO): transcription cis-regulatory region binding; chromatin binding; zinc ion binding
Source: RefSeq, a predicted model, not a curated record